Gossypium arboreum is the source of this 2397-nucleotide messenger RNA. Its product is annotated as shaggy-related protein kinase theta-like. Gene Ontology annotation, molecular function: ATP binding; protein serine/threonine kinase activity. The transcript is spliced from 13 exons. The coding region runs from base 789 to 2030 and encodes 413 amino acids. Gene Ontology annotation, biological process: protein phosphorylation; signal transduction. The record is from RefSeq and is a predicted model, not a curated record. NCBI's taxonomy places the organism in Eukaryota, Viridiplantae, Streptophyta, Magnoliopsida, Malvales, Malvaceae. Gene Ontology annotation, cellular component: cytoplasm.
AUUCAUUUAUUGAUCAACGUUGGUGGAUCUCUUCUUUGAUUUUCUGAUUUAGGAUAUCUUGAUAUCAAUAGCAUAAGGUCAUGCUUAUGCUUUUAUGCGUGUAAUUGUCAUAAGCCAACCUUUAGUUUUAGAUUAUAUGUUUACCAUGGUGGUUUAUGGAAAGUCAGGAUGCAAUGGUUGCAUCUUCUGUAGAGCUUUGCUUUUAGAUUGGUGAUGGGUCAAAUCACCAAUUUUGGUUUUUCCUGAGAAUGGGAAAUGUCUUAAACGAACUUUCUUUUUUCUUGGUAGGGGCUUUAAUAUAGAGGUAAAAUGCUGCAGACAUGUUACUUACCUAAAUGGUUGGGUCCUUGUGAUGUUAACCUCAAUAUGUGAUCAUGGACUAAAGUCUAGAAUGGAAAGGAACUUAGAAAAUUACAUUUGAGCCUCUACAUUGUUUCUUCCGAUUGCCUUUACACCUACUGCAGAGUAGUAAAGCAAACUACAAUAGAAAAGAUGGAUUCCACUUAAUUUGAGAUUUGACCAUUAAGUUUCAGACUGGGGUUUUUUAAGUCUGUCUAUCCUCCCUGAACUCUUGAGCUUAAUCUGGGUUGCCCUUAGGUAACCAAAUGAGCCACAAGAUCUUAUACAAGUGACAAGAGUUGUUUAAAGGAGGAGGAGAACUGAAUGUUAAUCUGCAUCUUAGUGGGGAUAUUGGCACCAAGAGGGCAAAGGUUGAUCAAGAAUCAGAAUGCAAGGUAAAUGAGGCAUCAAAUUUUGUUGAGAGGAGUACCACUGAUAGAGAGAAACAUAUGGCUUCUUCAUCUCUGGAAACUGUAGCAAGUACGUCCUGUGUAACUUCUGUUGCUAGAACUGAAAAGCCAGAUGUUGAUCUGCUUCCUAAUGAAAUGCAUGAAAUGAGAAUUAGAGAUGAGAAAACAGCUGACCCAGAUGAGAAGGAUGUGGAGGCUCCUGUUAUUAAUGGAAAUGGAACAGAAGCAGGUCAGAUAAUUUCAGCUACUAUUGGUGGUCGGGAUGGGCAACCAAAACAGACAAUCUCUUACAUGGCAGAGCGUGUGAUUGGCACAGGUUCAUUUGGCGUUGUCUUUCAGGCCAAGUGCUUGGAAAGAGGUGAAUCUGUUGCUAUAAAGAAGGUUCUGCAGGAUAAAAGAUACAAAAAUAGGGAACUCCAGAUUAUGCGUAUACUUGACCAUCCUAAUGUGGUUCAACUGAAGCACUGUUUCUUUUCAAACACUGACAAAGAUGAGCUCUAUCUUAAUCUUGUUCUAGAGUAUGUACCAGACACUGUUUACCAAGUUUCAAAGCACUACACCAAAAUGAACUAUCAUGUGCCCAUUCUUCAUGUGCAGCUGUAUAUAUACCAGAUUUGUCGUGCUCUGAAUUAUUUACAUCAUGUGGUUGGUGUUUGUCAUCGUGAUAUUAAGCCUCAAAAUUUACUGGUCAAUCCCCACACUCACCAGUUGAAGAUAUGUGAUUUUGGUAGUGCAAAAAUGUUGGUACCAGGUGAACCUAACAUAUCAUAUAUAUGCUCAAGAUAUUAUAGGGCUCCAGAACUUAUAUUCGGGGCGACGGUGUAUAGCACUGCUAUUGAUAUGUGGUCUGUUGGUUGUGUCAUGGCUGAGCUUCUGCUUGGACAUCCGCUAUUUCCUGGUGAAAGUGGUGUCGAUCAACUGGUGGAAAUUAUUAAGAUACUGGGAACACCAACCAGAGAAGAAAUUAAAUGCAUGAAUCCAAAUUACACUGAAUUUAAGUUCCCUCAGAUCAAAGCUCAUCCAUGGCAUAAGAUAUUUCACAAGCAAUUGCCCCCCGCUGCGGUGGAUCUAGUGUCAAGGCUGCUUCAAUAUUCACCAAACAUACGUUGCACCUCUUUGGAGGCAUGUGCACACCCUUUCUUCGAUAAUUUAAGGGACCCUAAUGUAUGCUUGCCUAACGGGCAAGCCUUACCUCCGCUAUUCAAUUUCACAGCUAAAGAACUGGCUGGUGCAUCUGAUGAACUACGGCAACGUCUGAUCCCUGAACAUGCAAGGACAUAAAUGAUCGAAUGGGACGGCAUCUGUUCGUAUUGUAAAUUGGUUUUGGAUGAUGCUAGGUUGCCACCGCUGACAAGCUAGAUUGCCUAUCUCUUUCUAGUUCAGAGAUGACCAUCUUUGUUGGUUAAUAGUUCCAAGUGAUGACCCAAAAUGAUAUUAUCAGGUUGUAGGAGGCUAUCCCAUUGAAGGACCACCCCACCUACAAUGCAUAUUCAGAUGGUGCUUUGAGGUGGGCGAAUUAUAGGACUGGUAGUGUUGAGGUUUUGGGAUUUUCUUUUUCGUUUUACGAUCUGAUUUGCUAUCUGACUCGACUAAUGAAAAAGAUUACUAUUUAGAGUGGAGGUUUCCACUGAAUUUUCAACCAGAGAAA